AUGCCCCUAUACGUCGGGCUCGUUCCUGCUCCACUUGACGUCGAACCAGCCCUUGGAGCUUUGCGAAAAUGGAGGUCGUCGAAACCCUCAGCUUCUCAAAAUAAGCAAGCAGCAAGAAUAGACCCGCAUCUGGAGAUUAUAGCCGACGUUGAUUCAACGCAUUUAUGGAAGAUACGUAAAUUCCUAGACGACGCAGCAUCACUCGAGAUUUCUGCUUCGGCUCCACUGAUUGUCCAUGACGAGGCUGAGGAUGCCAUUCAAGAUACCGAAGACGAGCUGCAGAUGACCAUCGCUGAACUGGUAGCUCCUCCAAAAAGCAAGGACCUUGUCGUGAAAGAAAACAGGGAGAUUUAUGAAACUAAUGAUGAUGAAUUAGUGGAAAAUUUAGCUGCUGAGAACGUGAUUUCAGUUGCUGGUAAUGAGGGGGAUAAUGGUAAGUCUCUUGAUCGAAAUGGUGUUGCAAUGGUGGAUAUAGAUGCUACUGCUUCCGGGGAUCAGAACAGCGCCCACAAUGUGUUCGACGAAAUAACUAAAAGAGAAAAUGAUAAUAGAAAGAGGUCGAUUGCAUAG
Messenger RNA from Striga asiatica, 570 nucleotides. The record is from the annotation of a GenBank genome assembly. NCBI's taxonomy places the organism in Eukaryota, Viridiplantae, Streptophyta, Magnoliopsida, Lamiales, Orobanchaceae.